Exophiala spinifera is the source of this 774-nucleotide messenger RNA. RefSeq lists its product as uncharacterized. The transcript has 2 exons. Bases 1 to 774 code for a protein of 257 amino acids. The record is from RefSeq and is a predicted model, not a curated record. NCBI's taxonomy places the organism in Eukaryota, Fungi, Ascomycota, Eurotiomycetes, Chaetothyriales, Herpotrichiellaceae.
AUGGGUGCUUCCGACGAAGACACUGUCAGCUACUCCGGAAAUAUCCCCGAAGCCUACGCCCCGCCUACAGGUGUGGAGCUGUUCUCUAAGAAGUGGUGGGUUGAGAUCACUACCAAGGACGAUUUCUGGUUCGACUUAGCCUACAAGGUGCCGAAGGCGGUACUGAAGAGACGUAUCAAGCAGAAUAUCGUAGUCGAUGUCGACAUUCGAACACGAGCUCGGAAGAAAGAGGAAGAGCGCCUUGCACGCGAGAGACAACGUGCUCAAGCUUUGAAGGGAGCCAGAUCGUCCAGGGAGCAGGAUGAACCAGCAUCACCCGGCCAAAACAGCCAUACCGAGGCCUCUGGAAGCGUUGUGGCUACUGGUAACUCUGCCUCCCUGCAAUCGAUGGAGCCAACAAUCAGCCGGGAAGGUAUGGAAGAGGUCUCACACCAUGGUGUUGUGAAGUUCGAAUGUCUGAAGUGUGGCUACUUCUUCCUCAGAGCAGAGAUGAGUUCCGUCCCCCCCAAAGGUUUAAUCUGCAAGGACUGCGUUGAGACCAACGCUAUCAAGAGGGAGGAGAUGCCGCUUUGGAAGAGUGAAGUCCGUGCCGAGGAAGGCUCAAGUCAAGCUACGACAUCGAGUCCGUCAGUAUUAAUGGGAGUAGGGGCCGAAAAGCCCAUCAGCGAGGGCGAUAUGGAGGGUGCAAAACAACACCGUGCAAGAAGACUGGAAGAGGGGCCCGACGGAUCCGUACCGAAGAGGAUCAAAAUCGAAGUUGUCGACAACCAGUGA